AUGUCGCUCUUUGGAACGUUCCCUGGCUCUUCCCGCGGACCAGCAGCAGCGUCAGCGCUCAAGGACCACAUGGUGGGCCACCAAUUCUCGCCAUACGAUUCGAACGGUGGCAGUAUUGCUGCCGUCUGUGGUACAGACUUCUGCGUAAUUGCGUCCGACACACGUCAGUCGACUGGUUACAACAUUCAGACGCGCUACAAGCCUAAAGUAUUCCGACUGAACGACAAGGCUACACUUGCCACCAAUGGGUUCGCUGCGGAUGCGGAAGCGCUCGUCUCGCACGUUCGUCAGAGGCUCGAAAUGUACCGUCAUGCACAUGGUCGAUCGAUGCCGCUCCACUCGAUUGCGCGUAUGAUUUCGACCAUCCUAUACGGAAAGCGGUUUUUCCCUUACUACGUGUACAACAUUCUCGGCGGUCUCGAUGAAGAAGGAAAGGGUGCAGUGUAUUCGUUUGAUCCCGUGGGAAGCUACGAAAGAGAGUUUUGCAGGGCUGCAGGUGCAGCUCAGUCGCUGAUCCAGCCAUUCUUCGACAACCAGAUCAUGUUCCGAAACCAAACAUCCACGCCGGAACGUACUGUGCCCACUCCAGGCCAGAUGACACUUGGAGAGGUGUUGAAGAUCGUCGUGGACUCGUUCACUUCCGCCACGGAGCGACAUAUCGAGGUUGGCGAUGGGCUCGAGGUGUUUGUUGUCAGGACGCCCGCUAGUGCAAGUGGCCAGGGCGAGGGUGCAAAGGGUGCUGCUGCUGUGGAUCUCAGCACUCUGCCCUCCGAUGUACCUUUCAGCGUCGCAGAAGCAGUCGGUGGAGAGGACGAGCAACAGCAAGGCGCUGUCAUGGUCAUCAGGCGCGAACUCAAGAAGGAUUAG
This is a messenger RNA of Mycosarcoma maydis (corn smut), 867 nucleotides long. Its product is annotated as putative 20S proteasome subunit beta 6. The transcript has a single exon. The record is from RefSeq and is a predicted model, not a curated record. Gene Ontology annotation, cellular component: proteasome core complex. Bases 1 to 867 code for a protein of 288 amino acids. NCBI's taxonomy places the organism in Eukaryota, Fungi, Basidiomycota, Ustilaginomycetes, Ustilaginales.